Peromyscus maniculatus bairdii (prairie deer mouse) is the source of this 1083-nucleotide messenger RNA. It is a transcript of the gene Cox7a2l, whose product is annotated as cytochrome c oxidase subunit 7A2 like. Lineage: Eukaryota; Metazoa; Chordata; Mammalia; Rodentia; Cricetidae. The record is from RefSeq and is a predicted model, not a curated record. Gene Ontology annotation, biological process: mitochondrial respirasome assembly; mitochondrial electron transport, cytochrome c to oxygen; regulation of oxidative phosphorylation. Gene Ontology annotation, cellular component: respiratory chain complex IV.
GGCGGGCCAAAGGGGAAGCGGGGUCCUUCUCUAGGGCGGUCGCACAGGCAGCGGCUGUGUGAAGCCGGGCGCAGGCACCAUGUACUACAAGUUUAGCGGCUUCACGCAGAAGUUGGCUGGAGCUUGGGCUUCGGAAGCCUAUAGUCCGCAGGGGUUAAAGCCCUUGGUUUCCACCGAAGCACCGCCUAUCAUCUUUGCCACACCGACUAAACUGACCUCCAGUCCCACAGCAUACGAUUAUGCGGGGAAGAACAGAGUUCCAGAGCUGCAGAAAUUCUUCCAGAAGGCUGAUGGUGUGCCCAUCCACCUGAAGCGAGGCCUUCCCGACCAAAUGCUUUACCGGACCACCAUGGCGCUGACUGUGGGAGGGACCAUCUACUGCCUGAUUGCCCUCUACAUGGCUGCGCAGCCCAAAAACAAAUGAAUACGUGGAGGACUGGUGUACUUCGUGGCACAAACCCUUUGAAUUUUCAGCUCUGUUUUGUUUUUUUUUCCACUUGGAUGGUCUACUAACAUUUUUGCACUCAAAGGAAAAGAUAAGAACACAAGCCUUUUGGUUGUUUAUGAAAUGCAGAUGGCCUGUCAGAUGUCAGAACUCAUUUGACAGUUAAAACUAUUGUUUGAGGAAAUGACACUGAACCAUGUUUGUGCUCCUGAUUUCCCUGGAGGUUCUGGAUGAAAGUUGCUCGCGGCCUCAUUAAUGGCAGUCUGGGCUCAGGGCUCAGGGCUCUGUCUAAGCAGGAAUACAGAAGCCUGUCUGGGUUUAGUGUGACUGAGGAAGACGAGCUAGAGAGGUCGGGCAUGUGAAAUGAAGGUUUGAUUAGCCUCCUGGGCUUUCCCACUUUGCAGCGAAAUGUUAACAGAAAUUACUGCAAUCUGUCUUUGUUUGUCGGGCAGUUGGUUUCAAAGGGUUCUUUGCCUCGCCCAGCUCCUUAGUGAAAUGUCGUCUAUUUGUUCCAUCAUGGGAAAGAGAACACCUGUCAGGGUUGCUCUUUAGACAGCUGUACCAGAAAUUCUCCUGUAAUAAUGCUAUGACUUUAAGUUAUGAUUUACUUGACUGUGGAAUAAAUACAUGAAUACAAA